Spea bombifrons (plains spadefoot toad) is the source of this 1638-nucleotide messenger RNA. It is a transcript of the gene MAPK12, whose product is annotated as mitogen-activated protein kinase 12. The coding region runs from base 320 to 1408 and encodes 362 amino acids. The transcript has 12 exons. NCBI's taxonomy places the organism in Eukaryota, Metazoa, Chordata, Amphibia, Anura, Pelobatidae. The record is from RefSeq and is a predicted model, not a curated record. Gene Ontology annotation, cellular component: nucleus; cytoplasm. Gene Ontology annotation, biological process: protein phosphorylation; MAPK cascade. Gene Ontology annotation, molecular function: ATP binding; MAP kinase activity.
AGCUCGGUUCUCUCUUAUGGGAAGCUCUUCCCAACUCUGAAAAGCGGCGAGCUGCUGCCGGGACACGGCGAGGACGCGGCGAAGACCGAGGAGCAAGGGGGAGACGCAAUGAGCAGCGGGUGUGUCUGAAUACAUACACAGAGAGAAACCCACCUUAGGUGUAGGCAGGCGGCCAUCCCUCCUGAGUGAGGCUGGGGACGGUUGCAUGGUGGGAGACUCCCUGCAGGUUUGUGACAAGUCGCCGGAGACAGGUGGAUCCAGGCUGUGAUCUCUGAGCCGGGCAGCCUUUGUCUGAGGAGCCCACUGGGAGCAGGAAGCAAUGUCUUCAUUACAAGCCAAGAAGGGCUACUACAGGCAGGAGGUGAAUAAGACGAUGUGGGAGGUGAAGGAGCGGUACAAAGACCUCAUCGCAGUUGGAUCUGGAGCCUAUGGCACUGUUUGCUCUGCCAUUGACACCAGGACUGGGACAAAAGUGGCCAUCAAGAAGUUGUACCGGCCUUUUCAGUCUGAACUCUUUGCUAAAAGGGCUUAUAGAGAACUGAGACUACUGAAGCACAUGCAGCAUGAAAACGUAAUUGGAUUACUGGAUGUGUUUACACCAGACUACACACUGGAAAAAUUCAAUGAUUUUUAUCUGGUCAUGCCAUUCAUGGGUACCGACUUGGGCAAGAUAAUGAAGCAUGAAAAGCUCUCUGAAGAUCGAAUCCAGUUUCUGGUAUAUCAGAUAUUGAAAGGGUUAAAGUACAUUCAUUCAGCCGGCAUAAUCCAUAGGGACUUGAAGCCUGGUAACCUCGCUGUAAAUGAAGACUGUGAAUUAAAGAUCCUGGAUUUUGGCCUGGCGAGGCAUGCAGACAGUGAAAUGACGGGUUACGUGGUAACCAGAUGGUACAGGGCACCUGAGGUUAUUCUCAAUUGGAUGCACUACACACAGACAGUUGACAUCUGGUCUGUCGGAUGUAUAAUGGCGGAGAUGUACACUGGAAGACCACUGUUCAAGGGAAAUGACCAUCUGGACCAGCUUACUGAAAUAAUGAAAGUGACAGGAACGCCAACUCAAGAUUUUGUUCAAAAGCUCCAAAGCCCUGAAGCCAAAAGCUACAUAAAAAGUCUCCCGAAGGUACAGAAGAAAGACUUUGGAGCUUUGCUGAGAUAUGCGAACCCUCUGGCUGUGAACAUUUUGGAGAAGAUGCUUGUACUCGAUCCAGAAAAGAGGAUAACUGCGACGGAGGCUCUAAGCCAUCCUUACUUUGAGCAGUUCCAUGAUGUGGAUGAUGAGACAGAAGCUGACCCAUAUGAUGACUCGUGUGACAAUCUCGAACUUCCCCUUGAAGAAUGGAAACGUCUCACAUAUAAGGAGCUUUCUACCUUCAAAUCGCUCAUCAGCGAGUCAAAAGAAACAUCAGUAUAACUGUCCGAGCUGUAUAACAGCCGCAUAUGAAUUAUUGGACUUGAAACUGGAUGUAAUCUAUAUCAUCUCAUGUCUUAAGAAUCAUUUGUGUCAUUUGUGUGCAUCCGUUGGGGAUUUAGUGCCUUUUUGUGUGUUGCUUCAGCAGGGAUUUUGUCUAGCUUGAAUGUAAGCCUACUGCUGCAGUUUGUGUAAAUAAUGUGCAGAUAGUUUUAAUGAUAAGUGAACCAAAA